This is a messenger RNA of Cantharellus anzutake, 2044 nucleotides long. RefSeq lists its product as uncharacterized. Lineage: Eukaryota; Fungi; Basidiomycota; Agaricomycetes; Cantharellales; Hydnaceae. The transcript is spliced from 3 exons. Gene Ontology annotation, molecular function: protein binding. The record is from RefSeq and is a predicted model, not a curated record. Bases 426 to 1958 code for a protein of 510 amino acids.
GAUUGUUGUGGCGCGCAAGUCGAUGAAUGUGUCCCUUAUAUCGCAGCUUUUUGGGAUAGCCGAGCAUGAGAUCCGUGCAAUGUUGGAACCGAUCAGCCCAAUAAUACAUCUUCCCUCACGAAACACGGAGCCUGUCAACUUCUAUCAUGCGACGGCAAAAGAGUUCAUAAUGGGGGAUCCAAUUGGCGAGGAGAGGGACGAAGUAUUCUUCAUCAACGAUGUAGAAGGAUACUCUCUUGGAUUGCCGCUCCUUCGACUUUUCAAUAGCCGUUGUGAGCGAAACGCGUUUGGGGUACCCACCGAUCUUCCUUUAGGAGAUGGACGAAAAUGGGAAGGAUUUAUAGUGAAAGGCAAUGACGAUUAUGUCCGUUCCUACAAUUUUUUAGAGCAUUUGGACCCUUCGGAAUUCUUUUCUGAAGAGUCCAAUGAAUUACAGAUUGCAACCGCCCUUCAUCCAAAUUCCCGGAGGAUUUCGUAAAUUCGGCCAUCACAAUUCAAUCCAAGCUUUGGGAGAUUUGGAGCCAGCAACCAACUAUAUCGCCAAGCAUGGGCCAUCGUAUCUCUAUCGAUCGUUCCUCCCUUUUGCUUCACUCCCAUCAUCCAUUUACAAAUUAUACGGUUCUCUCUCGGACCCUAUCCGGAUCUUCUCCAUUUUUGGCGAGUUCUCUGGUGACACCAUCCCAUUAAGCGAGGAUUUACUCAGCGCCCAAGAGGUUAUGCAAGCAAAGUUGAGCGAACUACGUUUACCUGAAGAGAUUAACGAACCGGGAAUUGAAAUGGUCAAUUACGAAGCUGAAUUUCACGAACCUGAUAUUCGUAAUGCCAUUGUGGCAUGCGCUGCACUCUCCCUUGAUGGUUGCUAUGUUGCGCUUGGGUUUGGCAACGGUAUUAUUGAAGUUGUCGAUAUUGAGAAUCAAUGUACGGUCUGCCGAUUGCAGCACGAUCCAGCCAAUCCCCCGAUCUGGAUCGAGUUUGUCCAUGGCAGCCACCGAGUUGCUACUGAGGACAUUGAUGGAAGUGUCACAGUCCUCGGCCAUGGCAUGACCCCCAUGAAAUUGGGCACUCUUCCCACUGGUCCCUAUUCUGCUGGAACUGCAGUAUCAGAUAAUGGGUUAUUUGUCAUACGAGUCCCACGAAAUUUCGACAACCCGUGGUACGACAAUAUGAUGCUCAUAUCUGUCUUUGAGGAUCCAUCCAUUCAGCUCCUCGCCUCGCCUCCCUCCCCCUCGUCCCCCUCUUCCCCAUUUAUUCAUGUCGGGUUGCACACUCCUCACCGUCGAACGCUUGGGUUCUCACCAGGGGCACAAUAUAUUGGUGCUUUUGAUGGGAUCCGAGCUUUCACCUGGUCAACGAGGUCGUGUGAAUUCAUUGCAUCUUAUUGCGUGACGGAGUCCGAUGCUUGGAUUAUUAGGCCCAGUAUCAUCCCUCCAAGUGGCUCAUAUCUCAUCCCUGAUCCUAUAUUCACUCAAGCCACCUCCCCUCUAGUAGAAGGCAAGAUGGCUUAUACACUUCAUUCCGAGGCGGAUGCGGGACUUGAUUCAGAAGACGAGUCCUGGAUCGAGUGUCCAUUUUACGACCUCUCGCCAAGCAUCUCAAGAAGAGGAACCCUGCCCUCCAGUGUCCAUUCAUCUGUUACAGGAAGAACCCCGUUAAUCGAGUCCUCAUCAGUGUGGAUUAACGGCAGUGUAGAACUCAUGGUUCCAGUGGACUUUGAACCCCAUGAAACCUGUGCCUGGUAUGGUGAUCGAGUACCACCUGAUGUUAUGGGGCUCUACCGCCCUCAGUCCAGCAGAGACGGAACUCGAUUUCUACUCCAGGGUCAGCGAAGAGCUCCAAUUGUUGUUGAUAUCAGGCAAAUUCGUUUGCCUUUGAGUGGUUCGCCUUCGAGUGGUUCGCCUUCGAGUGGUUCGCCUUCGAGUGGUUCGCCUUUGAGUGGUUCGCCUGUCCUGUGGAUUUGAGUGGGAUGUGAGAUUCCAACAUUCCGGGCUUGCCUCGUGUUUCGCGUUCACGGGGGAGGGAUGUCCCGGAAGGUAAGAGGGAUUCA